This is a messenger RNA of Python bivittatus (Burmese python), 4497 nucleotides long. RefSeq names its product gamma-butyrobetaine hydroxylase 1 (gene BBOX1). The record is from RefSeq and is a predicted model, not a curated record. NCBI's taxonomy places the organism in Eukaryota, Metazoa, Chordata, Lepidosauria, Squamata, Pythonidae. Gene Ontology annotation, cellular component: mitochondrion. Gene Ontology annotation, molecular function: gamma-butyrobetaine dioxygenase activity; iron ion binding. Gene Ontology annotation, biological process: carnitine biosynthetic process.
CGCUAUUCCCUCUUCCUUUUAGCGCCCUUCAGACCGGCUACCGCUGUUUUACUGGCGGCCAAGCCUGAGCGUCGACCUUUAUCCCUGCUGCCAGUCCUUGCUGGCUGCACCCGCUUGCCCAGUUUCCCUUUGCCCUGUCAAAGCAGGAGCUGGCCACGGCCCUUCACCGAUUCUCCCGUUUCUAAUGCCGCGCGUAUAAGAAGCCGCGCGGCAGCUCCGCAGCCUGUAGAAACGUUUGUGGUCUUCCCACUUUGGCCAGUUAGGACCGAGAGUGACCUCCUUUUCGUCCUGGUUAGGAGCAGAAGCGGGUCCUUUGCCCACUGUAUAAGGCUGGAAAUAGAUGGGCGUAAAGAACCCUGUGAGUCAUCAUCCCUUGUAAGGUAGGAUUUCGUCUGCAAUUUGGUGCUACUUGAAACCCUGGAACAGGGCACCGACCGUGUAAAGGUUGCUGAGAAAAUAGGACGAUUUUUGAAGAGGACCCCUGAAAUGUGAGCCUGGGCUGGACAGACCUUAUGCUUUUUGCUGUUGAGUAGGGAAACAUUUAAAGGCAUCCAUGAACAUCUUAACCUGAAAUAAAUACACAGAGAAGCCUAGAAAAUAGUAGCAACAGGCCAUUUGACUGAAAAGAAGUGGAGCAUAGUUGCCAAGAAAACUAUGAAGUCAUCAGGAGCUGAACUUAACUCAAAAACUGAUGGAAGACAACUUUCAUAAGGGCAAGGCAUUGAUGAAGGGAAGAUCAAAUAAGUGAAAGUAAAGAUGUGGAUGUUUAUUGCUAGGAACUUGUUAAGAACAAAACUUUAUGAAGACUGUUCUCGUUUUCUGCUGCAAACGCCAAAGGGCAAGCCUAGUUAUCAAAAGUAUUUCUCAUUGAGCAGGAAGCCUUGGCUAGGUUCAGCUAGAGUAGCACAGGCAGUUCAGACCUUCAGUAUCAGCACAGCUAUCCAGAAAGUAGAAACUCUGGAAAAAAAACAGUAUAUUUGUGUUCAUUGGGAAGAUGGAAGUGAGAGCCUUUACCCUUCAGUGUGGCUACGGGACAAUUGCCAGUGCCCAGACUGUUUCUUACACUCUGCUAAAGCACGCAAACUGCUUCUGGAAAAUCUAGAUAUCAAUAUCAAGGUGAAGGAUGUCACUUUGACAGAACAGAAAAAGAAGAUAAAUAUUGUAUGGCCAGAUGACCACACCAGUGAAUUUGAAGCUGAAUGGUUGAAGAAAAGAUGUUUUUCUGACCAAGCUAGAGCAAGAACACAAGAAGAAUUAUUUUUAUCAGAACGUCAGUAUUGGGGUUCUGAUCUUGAACUCCCUACUAUGGCCUUUGAAGAGGUGUUGCAUAGUGAUGAAAGUGCAUACAAGUGGUUGGUUACCCUUAAAAAGGUGGGAAUUGUGCUGCUAACAGGAGCUGCUGUUAAACAGGGAGAAAUUCUGAAGCUUGGACAACGCAUUGGAUUCCUUCGCCUCACAUUUUAUGGGCCUACUUGGCACGUGCAAGACAAAGUGGAUGCCAACAACGUGGCGUACACAACUGAGAAGCUAAGUUUUCAUACUGAUUACCCUGUUCUGCAAUUUCCACCAGGGAUUCAGUUACUGCAUUGUAUAAAACAAACUUCUACUGGAGGGCAGAGUGAAAUUGUGGAUGGAUUUCAUGUAGCCAAUAAGUUUAAGGAGCAAAAUCCUUAUGCCUUCCAAAUCUUGACCUCUACAUUUGUGGAUUUCACAGACAUUGGAGUUGAUUACUGUGAUUUCGCUAUGCAGUCCAAACAAAGAAUUAUAGAUGUAGAUGAAAAGGGCCAAGUGGUUCGUAUCAAUUUUAACAAUGCAACCAGAGACACAAUAUUUGACAUACCUGCUGAAAAAGUAAAGCCAUUUUAUGCUGCUCUCAAGGACUAUGUUGAUCUUCUAAAUAGCGUGGAUAAUAAAUAUUCAUACAAAAUGAAGCCAGGUGAAAUAGUAGUAUUUGAUAAUUGGCGUUUACUUCAUGGUCGGCAGAGUUACCAAGCAGGAGCAGAAGUAUCCCGUCACCUUGAAGGGGCCUACGCAGACUGGGAUGUAGUAAUGUCAAGACUCCGAAUCUUACAAAAGAAUGUCCUAAGGAGACAAUGCCUUUGAAGGUUGGACUAAUGAGAACCUUUGCUGGGAUUGGAUGGUUUUUCCAUAAAGGCAAACGGACCUGAUGUAUUUCCAGUUAAUUCAGGGCAUUCCUAGAUAAGCUAGAUGUUAUCUAUCCUGUUAAAUAUGUAGAUGAUCUCUAAAACAAGGAAUAACACGGGUUCGUACUGUGAGAGCACAUAGUUUGCCCUUUCCUGCUGAUUCGAAUCUGGGCAACUCCCAAGUUUUCCAAAGAAUUGUGAGGAAUAGAGUAACAAGAACCAAGAACAGCAUGGAAGUGUUGAAAAUGUUUAGCAAGACCCUCUCUGUUUUGGAGGCCUACACAUUAUCAUUGAGGGCAGCAAAGAAAUCAAAGGUGGAAUGGGAAGUUGUCUUUGUGAAGGCCCUCCACUGAGGAGAAGUCCAUUGCUACUAGCCCUCUGGAAAUUAGGUUAUUUUCUUUCCACAGCCUUAAAAGUUAAUGGUCUGUUUGAUAUUUUCUCCUGAGCAUAUUUUGUGAUUUUUCACAAAUGAGUAUAAGCUGCCUCAUAGGCACAAGACCAAGAUAAUAAUGAACAAGAACUUCUGUUUCAGUUUUUUAAGUGGCAAUAUGUUGCUCUUUCCAUUUGUGUGCCUUAUAUACACCCACAUAUUUUGUUUUAUAAAUGAGAAAUAAAGGCUUGUGUGAAACAAGCAGAAAAUACUUUUCUUUAAAAAUAAUGAAAUCGUAGUAAAUGAAUAUAUUCAUACAUAAAAUGCAUAUCAUUGAAAUUAUAAUGAGGCUAAAUGUAUGCCUUUCACACUUCCUGAAGUUUUAUAACAUAGAAUGACAACAAAUUCUUGCAAGAAUCAAACCACCCUGCUCAACACUGAGUUUAGCACUAUCUAUGAAUUCAACUAUUCUCUUAAUCCCAGUUCUUUCCAAUGAUGUCUCCCAUAUGUAAUGUAAUAGUUUUUCAAAGGUGACUUAAAAGAACUAAGAUGAAUUCCUUUUAUGCAAGAGUAGAUCUUAGAUAAUAGUACAGAAUAUCCAGUGGAUACAAUUGCUAUUAUUAAUGUUCAUGGUGAUUUUUUUUCUCUGACUUGCAGCAGAAUAACUUUUGGCAAGUGGAUUGCCAGAGAACAGUCGAUUCUCAAGUGGGAAUGUCUAACUCCUUAUUGGACUGCCAUUUAUUCCCACAUUCACAUCUGCAGUCAUCUGCCUCCAUCAUAGUCAGCUGGAGGGUUUGCACAUGUUUAUACAGAUUAACUGAUCCACGCUGAGCUGGAUAAUUUGUCAUUAGAAGCCUGCCUACCCCCUUCAGCGUCUGCCUUUGCAUUUAGCUACAUAUAAAAUCUAUUACUUGCACGCUUUCUCUGCCUAGGGUUGAGUUUCAUUGCCUGUAUUUGCACUGUCUCUCUCAAGAAGACUGCCACCUUAAGCACUUUCCCCAAAGUAAGUUCCCUGGCAUCACUUAGUACUUACUUCUGAAUAAUCAUAAGAACCUGUUGUUUUGAAUUAUACAAAUCUACUGAUAAUCCUUCAUCUUGGAAAAGUCUACAAUAAUGCACACCAUAUCCAGAUAAUAAAUCCUGAAAUGAUUUUGAAAUGUUAAGGACUAAGACACGUAUUAGCCAUACAAAGGAUCUUGGGCUUAAUCCUUAACAUUUCAAAAAGAUUAGGUAGAAGUAUGCUCCUAUAAACAUCUGUGCUAGCAUCCUGAAAUGCUAUGGAAUAGCAUGUGGAUGGCCAUUUAUACUGUUUCUGUUCUGCAGAUAUACAUCUGGACAUUCUGUGUGAUUCAGAUACGAUUUCCAAAGCAGAUUCCAUCAACAUUCUUCUUUGUAAACCUCUCUCUGUUAUGUCACUGGUUUUAGCCUUUUAUCAAAGCAGAACAUACAUGCAGAAAAAUUAACAUUGUGAAACCCAUUUUUAUCCUGAAAAAUGUAAAAUGUUUAAAUCAAAUCUGUUCAGCUUAUGCUUGCACUGAAAACACGUAUUGCAAUAUAAACCUAUCAGCCAACAAAAAAAAGUAAGGCUGGAUUGAAAUGUUCAGGUUCAUUUGAGAAUGUAGACAAUAUUAAAUAAUUUCUUCUUAUGUUGAACAUUGGCAUCAUAUUGAAGCUCGAUAUAAUGCAACCAAAGCUAUGUAACAUAUUACAAAUAUUGACUUCUAACUUAUGCUUGAUUUCCAAAUAUUUCUCUUUUUCCAUAUAGACAGUCUAAUGUGUAUGUAUUAAAAUAAAAACCCAACACUCUUAUUCAUGUAAAUGCAGAUUAUACUGAGAUAGUGUUUUCUGAAACUGAAACCAAAAUCCUCAGAUUCAGUUCAUUCACUUAAUUUUGGACAUAAUGUUUCACCUUUAACCUUCCCUCAGACUUUCUAAAAAUCACUUUGUUUUAUGUAUUUAUGCAUCAAUAAAAUCUAGUUUGGG